Molecule: messenger RNA, 3866 nt
Organism: Triplophysa dalaica
Lineage: Eukaryota; Metazoa; Chordata; Actinopteri; Cypriniformes; Nemacheilidae
Gene: nectin1a
Product: nectin cell adhesion molecule 1a
Exons: 6
Coding region: 639-2132 (497 amino acids)
Biological process (GO): heterophilic cell-cell adhesion; protein localization to cell junction; homophilic cell-cell adhesion
Cellular component (GO): adherens junction
Source: RefSeq, a predicted model, not a curated record
CUGUAGACGUCGCACAGUCUGCUCUUAGUCUAUACCUACUUUGUUUUAGGUCGGACAUCACUUUUUGUUACUGAUGCACAUUUAAACUCCAUUAAGAACUGUGGUCCAUUAAUUUUAUUGUUUUCGAUCACUCGACGAAUUAGAAAAGCACAACUUGAAUUUCACUACUGGACUUUGCAGAUACGGUCCAAACGUGUACUGUAACUGUUCAGAGGAAACGUCAAAGGCGCAAAGGACGUAGAUGAUCGAUCCUGGACGACAGGGCAAAAAACACUCGAAAACUCUCAAGGCAGUAAGAGGACAGAGGUUGAUACUGUGACUGUCCUCCAUCCUACAUUAAUCUCAGUGGGUCGCGCUUUAAGCUGAUUUAUGGUCCGCUACCCACGCGCAGAAGAAAGUGUAUCCAAGUGGCCUCGCGCGCAGUUCAAGUGAGUUUGGAUGCGCGUAAUUCUAUUACAGAUACAGACUAGUAAAAGCUUCGGAUCUGCGCGUGGAUACUGGAUGUAGUAAAACAGCUGGACGUCAGGACAUCCUGCUUUCCUGUGCCCUGGACAAACCUCAAUAAAUGGGGGAACUUGGAUUAAGUUUUCUGCCAGUCUAAGCAUCACGUUGUUGGCAAUCGUUACAUUUUAAACCAGAUGAUGAUGUUGUUGAAGUUUAUGCUUCCUCUGAUGGCUCUUUUGAAAUCAGGUGUUCAUGGUCAAAUGGUCCAGGUGGACAGCAGUAAAUCCGGAUUUGUGGGUUCACAGGUGGAGCUUUGCUGUCAGUUUGUCAACAGUAACCCACCUGUAAAGAUCUCCCAGGUCACCUGGCAAAAAGUUGUUAAUGGCACAAAGCAGAACGUGGCCAUCGCCAAUCCCGCCCUGGGAUUGUCGGUGCUGCAGCCCUUCAAAGAGCGAGUGCGCUUCAAAAACCCUGCCGUCCAUCAGCGCACCCCUUCCCUGGAGGACACCACUAUCAUCUUUAACAAACUUAGACUGUCUGAUGAAUCUGCUUAUAUCUGCGAGUACACCACUUUUCCAGCUGGAAACAGGGAGAACACGGUCAAUCUCACUGUUUAUGCUCGGCCAAUGAUCCAGAUGAGUCUGUCUACAACGUCUAUAGUGGCAGGAUCCAAAGAUCUGAAGAUGACUGUUGCCACAUGCAUCUCAGCCAAUGGAAAGCCACCCAGUGUGAUUACAUGGGAAACCAGUUUAGAUGGCGAAUCAAACACCAAGGAGAUACGCAACCCAGAUGGCACGUUCACAGUUCGGAGUGAUUACUUGGUGGUUCCAAGUCGAGAGAUACACCAGCAGCUGCUCACCUGUGUCUCCACGUACAAUGAAGAGCCAUACACAGACAGCGUAACGCUCAACAUUCAGUAUGAACCAGAGGUGAUAAUAGAGGGCUUUGAUGGGAAUUGGUAUUUGAACAGAGAGAAUGUUCAGCUCACCUGUCUGGCUGACGCCAACCCUCCCAUCUCUUUGUUUCAGUGGAGAUACUUGAAUGGCUCUCUGCCAAGUUCGGCAGAACUCCGUGACGACGUGCUGAUAUUUAAAGGUCCUCUAACCUAUGACAUUGCCGGCACGUAUGUCUGUGAUGCAACGAAUAGUAUCGGGACAGGCUCAGCAUCCGUUGAGGUCACUGUCACGGAUUUCCCUAGCUCCCCACAUGAGAUGUCUCAGAAGCAUCACCAAGCAGGGAUCAUCAUCGGCGGGGCUGUUGUAUGCGGCACAGUCCUGUUGGCAGCCAUCACGCUCCUGAUAGUGUUUUUAUAUCGCCGGAGAUGCAAGUUUAAAGGAGAUUACAGUACCAAGAAGCAAAUCCUUGGCAAUGGCUACAGCAAAGCUGGAAGCCUACAGCCGCACGCCUCCCUGCCUCAGAGUCUGACCUUCUCUGAAGAUUCAGAUGAAGAGAAGAAGCUCGGCCUUUACAGAGGCUCCAGUAUUUUAGGAGAAAUCGCACACGAGUUCCACAACUACCCUGAUAGCAGAAUGAAGACUUUUCACACGGGAUUGAAUCAAGACAGUGUGACAUGCGGAUGCAAUGAGCAGACUUAUACAUAUGAGUAUGGAUCUGAAAUGGAGGUUUCAGUGGACAUGGUUCCUCAGAUGGAUGGUUCGGUCAUCUCCAAAGAAGAGUGGUAUGUGUAGAAUUUGAAAACUUUGAGAUUCACUGCAGGGUCCUUGUCAUUUAUCUUCGUCUUAGCCCUCUUUCUUGUCAUCUCCUUCCUUUUGAAGCAGAUGUGGGAUCAUGUGAAAUUGACUUUGGGUAAGAUUUAUGCACAUGAAAAUCAAAACAGUAUGUUUAGGGACCGGAUAUUGUUUGGCCAUGUCAUUGAGUUUGCAUGAAGGGAUUCUGUCCCUUUGAGAUGGAUGGGAAGUUUUAAAGAGAGAGCAUGUCUUGAUGCACCUUUGUAUUAAAAAAGCAGGUUCAUCUCUGUAUUCUGUUAUAAUAAAGGACCUUUAAAACUGUACUAUAACCUCCAAACUGUGAAAGUCUUGUGGACACUAUUUUGUGCAUGAUUCAUGAAAAUAUUGCCUUUAUUUGUUGUUUUGUGUUGUUGGUGUUCUUGAAACAUAGUAGUGACUUGCUGCUUUAAUUUUGUAUCUUAUACAUCUGAUUUUCAAUGAAUUGUAUUUCACGACAAUGAAUAGUCAAAUACUAUAACUAUGCGCUUAUGAUGAUAUGUAAGUUACCAACAAAUGUAUUUGAACAUUAAUACCACUGAUUCUCAGUGAUUUACUGAAUGCAUCAGUAGCUGCAAUCUAAAAUAUGAUUGCUUGCAUAGUUUGAUGUUAUUUUAAGUUAUUUAAGAUAACAUUAAAUACAGUACAUUACACUGUAUAAAUGCUUUAAAAUGCUUGGUGUAAAAUUAUGUUACUCAUGAUGUGCUGUAAAUUAUUUAGAACGUAUAGUUGACAAAUAAAUGUGUCCUAUGGUGUGACAGCAAACUUUAGAAUAAUAAACUAGCAUAAGAGAGAUUUAUCUUCAUUAUUGUUUUAUAUUAUAAAAACAGAUAUUGAUAAUAUAAAUGAAUAUGUUAUUAACAGUUUCUUUUUCUAAAUUGUUGCUAUUUCACACCAUAGGACACAUGUAUGGUAUAUCAAUGUAGUUGAAAGGGCUUGUGUUUAUUGGGUAUUUAGAGGUGUCACAAUAUACUGCCGUUUACAAUAACUAUGACAUUAGUAUUUAUCAAUAUCAUGUUAAUACUAAAUGUGUUAAUCUGGUGCCAGUUUCUGGUUGUCAAGGAUAUUAUCGUUUCAAAACAUUAAUGUUUAUUGAAAUAAAAAUUGAGAUAAAAAUGAACAUGAAGUCAGAGCUGAAUGGGCAGUGCUCCGCCAUGUGGUGCGGCUACGCAUCGGGCGACCCGAGUUCGAUUCCCGUCUCGUGGUCCUUUCCCGAACCCAACCCCUUCUCUCUCCCACUUUGCUUCCUGUCCUCUCUAUCACUAAGCUGUACAAUUAAAGGCAAUAUUUUUUGUGUGAUUUUUAUCGGCCAAAAGAAAACACACAAAAUAAACAAGAAUCAAUGAAUUUGACUGACUUUGACUGAUCGUUUUUAUUCUUUUAGCCACCAUAAUCAUGUUUUAUGACUCUUAUAUUGUGACAGCCCUUAUAAGAGAUGUUUUUACAAUAACAAUGGAAAUUGUGCCCUUAACUGUUGGUGCGAUAUAGUUUGUGCAGCACAUCAUCUUGUUAUUAUUGGUCAAUUUAUUUUUAAUCUUGAUGUGUUUGUGUAAUUGUAUUAUCCUGCCAAGACAAAUAUACUAAUAUACAGUGUUUUGUUUGUGCUGUUACUUUUUAAAUUGUAUUUAUUCUGAAAGCACUUUUGUAAACAAGUCUCGUAAAGCCUCAGCUGACAACAAUAAAAACAUAUAAUUCCCA